Molecule: messenger RNA, 958 nt
Organism: Dermacentor andersoni
Lineage: Eukaryota; Metazoa; Arthropoda; Arachnida; Ixodida; Ixodidae
Product: exosome complex component RRP43-like
Biological process (GO): rRNA catabolic process; U1 snRNA 3'-end processing; TRAMP-dependent tRNA surveillance pathway
Cellular component (GO): cytoplasmic exosome (RNase complex); nuclear exosome (RNase complex)
Molecular function (GO): mRNA 3'-UTR AU-rich region binding
Source: RefSeq, a predicted model, not a curated record
GGCGCUACAAGCGCUGGUGACGUUCGUGACGUUUGUGUUGUUUAAAAAUGGCGGCAGAGUUCAGGCUACUACAGUCUCGGCUUCAUUUGGCUCAACGCCAGGGGCCGUACGAAAGAUCUGAUGGGAGAGAGCUGAACGAGAGAAGGCCAACGGCUUUAAACAUAGGAUCUAUAUCGACCGCUGACGGAUCAGCGCUUGUUAAGAUGGGCUGCACAACAGUUGUCUGUGGUGUGAAAGCGGAACUUGCUGAACCGGCCGUCACUACUCCGAAACAAGGGUUUAUCGUGCCAAAUGUGGAUCUGCUGCCUCUCUGUUCACCAAUGUUUAAGACAGGACCUCCGAGUGAACAGGCCCAGGCUUUAAGCAAGAUGAUGCUCGACGUUCUGACCAGUUCAGAAAGCAUAAACCUAGAGAAGUUGUGCAUAGAGGAAGGCAAGCUUUCUUGGUGUCUUACUGUUGAUCUGACGUGUCUGGACUAUGAUGGAAACAUGGCAGAAGCGUGCAUCUUGGCUGCCACUGCUGCGCUCUGUUCAUUAACGCUGCCCAAAGUGGUCACAAGCGAUGGUGAAGUCAAUGUGUUACUGGAAAGAGAGAAAGUAGACAUUAGCGAUGGUCCCCUGGCAGCCACAUUUGCCGUCCUUGCAGAUGAUACUAUUGUGGUUGACCCAACACAUGAAGAAGAAUGCCUUGCUGCAGAGACCUUCACAGUCGUCUUGAAUGCUGAUGACAACAUCUGUGGAGUUCACAAACCAGGUGGCUUCGCCCUUGGCACUGACCAGAUGUCCCAGCAUGUGGAAAUCGCAAGGAAGCUAGUGAAGGACACUCGUGAUUUGCUUUCUACAGCUCUGUCUAAUGUAACUGAGUGCACCGCAUAGAAGCAAACCAUCAAAUACUAGUUUGAUGUGAGAAGAAGUUGUGAGAUCACAGGAAAGCAAAAAAAAAAAAGAGCUUUAUUUCA